AUGGCCUCGGCGUUUCAUCGUUGUCAGUUUUGUGGCUACGAGACGGAUCUGUCAAACAACAUUGCUGUGUUUGAGGAGAACCCCCACUGCAGACAGUGCGGUCUAUCAGCCUCGGAGAGCGACACCAAAAUGCAGGAAGAUUUGAUCAACCUGAUGACGAGAAAUCUUCAGCUCAAUCCCAUCCAGCACCAGCACGAUAUGUCGAUGCCUCCAACGCCUCAGGUUGUCCCUCAGGCAUCACCAAUUACCUACAUUACUCAGCACUAUCACCAUUCUGCACAUCAGGUACAGUCGGACGAUCUCCCCGUCUCCUCAAUUAUUGAGCAGGCUGGAAUCAAUGCUUCGGCUUUGUUUCCGUCACAGUUGCAGUUGUUCAAACAUGCAGAUUCCGAACAGAGGUCCAGAUUGAUACAGCUGUGGCAAAUAGCCCCCCCGGGUUAUGGGAAUCAAAUGCACCCUGAUGCCCUGGGAAAUUGGCCACAGACGAGCAUGGAGAGGGAGGAAGAAGCCGCGCGAUACAGACUCGAGGUGGCAGAACAAGACAAGAUGAAGAAUCUGUGGGGUUUACCAGACGCCGAAGCUCGAAACGCCGAGCCUUACAUGACUCAUGGCUAUGCCACCGACGACGCGAACAGAGCCGAAGCAUCUACUACAGCUGCGAAGGAUGCAGAGUAUAGGCACUCGAAUGAUCCCGCCUACGAUAGUCGAGAAUGGUGGCACCUGUCCGACGGAGAACCAAUGGAGCACCAGUAUGGGAUGCUUCAACAAAUGUGGGGAUAUGGAUUCAACAAUUCAGCUACGAAGAAUGGUGGUGGUGACGCCGACAUGUCUUGA
Messenger RNA from Exophiala spinifera, 834 nucleotides. RefSeq lists its product as uncharacterized. Lineage: Eukaryota; Fungi; Ascomycota; Eurotiomycetes; Chaetothyriales; Herpotrichiellaceae. Bases 1 to 834 code for a protein of 277 amino acids. The transcript has 2 exons. The record is from RefSeq and is a predicted model, not a curated record.